GAGCGGUGCGGGACUAGGACUCGGUUUCCCUUCGGCCCUGGUAGGCUUGCGGGUCAUUGGCUGAGCGGGGCGGAUCUGGUCCGGUUCCUCCCCGCCCCCAGUGACACAAUAGCAGCUCCCUCCAAGAUGGCGGCGGCGACGGCGGACCCGGGAGCUGGGAACCCGCAGGCUGGAGACUCCUCCGGCGGGGGCGCUGGGGGCGGGCUGCCGUCCCCGGGGGAGCAGGAGUUGAGUCGGCGCCUGCAGCGUCUGUACCCCGCGGUCAACCAGCACGAGACGCCGCUGCCGCGCUCCUGGAGCCCCAAGGACAAGUAUAACUACAUCGGCCUCUCCCAGGGCAACCUCCGCGUCCACUACAAAGGUCAUGGCAAAAAUCACAAAGAUGCGGCCUCAGUGCGUGCCACCCACCCCAUACCUGCUGCCUGUGGCAUUUAUUACUUUGAGGUGAAGAUUGUCAGCAAAGGAAGAGAUGGGUACAUGGGAAUAGGACUCUCAGCUCAAGGAGUCAACAUGAACAGACUUCCUGGUUGGGAUAAACAUUCCUAUGGUUACCAUGGCGAUGAUGGGCAUUCCUUCUGCUCCUCGGGGACUGGCCAGCCCUAUGGUCCCACAUUCACCACAGGAGACGUGAUUGGCUGCUGCGUCAACCUCAUCAACGGCACAUGCUUCUACACCAAGAAUGGCCACAGCCUUGGUAUAGCUUUCACAGACCUCCCGGCCAACCUCUACCCCACCGUAGGCCUGCAGACACCUGGGGAGAUUGUGGACGCCAACUUUGGGCAGCAGCCCUUCCUGUUUGACAUUGAGGACUACAUGCGGGAGUGGCGUGCCAAGGUCCAGGGCACUGUCCACUGCUUCCCCAUCAGUGCCCAGCUUGGCGAGUGGCAGGCGGUGCUGCAGAACACUGCCGUGUUCUUACUCUCUGCAGAGAUCCAGAAGCUGGUGCUGGAGGGCCGUGUGGGGGAGGCCAUUGAGACCACACAGCGCUUCUACCCAGGGCUGUUGGAGCACAACCCCAACCUGCUGUUUAUGCUCAAGUGCCGACAAUUUGUGGAGAUGGUGAAUGGGACAGACAGUGAGGUCCGCAGCUUGAGCUCCCGAAGCCCCAAGUCCCAGGACAGCUACCCUGGCUCCCCCAGCCUCAGCCCCCGACACGGCCCCAGUAGUUCCCACAUGCACAACACAGGUGCAGAUAGUCCCAGCUGCAGCAAUGGCGUCACAUCCACCAAGAGCAAGCAGAACCACAGUAAAUACCCUGCGCCCAGCUCCUCCUCCUCCUCCUCCUCUUCCUCGUCGUCUUCCUCAUCCCCAUCCUCCGUCAAUUACUCUGAAUCCAACUCAACAGAUUCCACCAAGUCCCAGCCCCACAGCAGCACCAGUAACCAGGAGACCAGCGACAGUGAGAUGGAGAUGGACGCAGAGCAUUACCCCAAUGGUGUGCUAGAGAGCAUGUCCACACGCAUCGUCAAUGGUGCCUACAAGCAUGAGGACCUGCAGACAGAUGAGUCCAGCAUGGACGAUGGGCAUCCUCGGCGACAGCUCUGCGGGGGCAACCAGGCUGCCACAGAAAGGAUAAUCCUAUUUGGCCGUGAGUUGCAGGCACUGAGUGAGCAGUUGGGCCGGGAGUACGGCAAGAAUUUGGCCCACACGGAGAUGCUACAGGAUGCCUUUAGCCUGCUGGCAUACUCAGAUCCCUGGAGCUGCCCAGUUGGCCAGCAGCUUGACCCCAUCCAGAGGGAGCCUGUGUGCGCUGCCCUCAACAGCGCCAUUUUAGAGUCUCAGAACCUGCCAAAGCAGCCCCCUCUGAUGCUCGCCCUGGGCCAGGCAUCUGAAUGUCUACGGCUAAUGGCCCGAGCGGGCCUGGGAUCUUGCUCCUUCGCCAGAGUCGACGACUACUUGCACUAGCUGACCACGCUGGCUGGCCCCGCCUGGCCCUCCCUCAGCCCCAGGGCUAGAGCAGCCUGGCCCUCCAUAGGCACCUGGCACAGGGACCUGGAAGCCAUGGGCAGAGUCUACUCCUCCUGCCUGGCCGGCCUCCUUCCCUCCUUCCCUCCCUUCCUCCCUUUUUCCCCACCCUCAUUCUUUCACUUUACCCCCUUCACGUGCAGCGGCCUAUGACACAGUAUUGGCUGGUUACUCUCAUGUAGAGCCUUCUACUUUGAAAGGGGAGUUUUGUUUUGAGGAGGGGUUGGGGUUUUUUAAUCUUUUUUUUCCCUCCUGAAUGAGCCACCAGUAUUUAUCUCUGGAGAGUUUGUGCUGAGCUGGUUUCUGCUAAUUUAGUGAUGAAGCCUAUCCAAGUUGGUGAUAGCUUAUUAUUUUCAUAAGUAAAAAAAAAUUUUAAAAAAUGAGAUUAUAUAUAUAAAUAUAUAUAUUAAAAAAAGACACAGUAUUUAUCGUAGUGUUAGUGGUCCAGCACCUCUUGGGUGAGGCUGUCCAGACACCAUACAUUUUUAUUUGAGUCCAACUCAUUAAAAAGGAAUCAUCUCUGUAACCUCAGCCAAGUGAUUUGUUUAUUUCAGGCUUCCCCUUUGUUGAGCCACAAGCCCAGCUGCAGCCUAGGGAAGCCCAGUAGGCUUGCGGGGGGUGGCGGGGGGGCGUGGCACUUAGUGGACAGGUCAGGCUAAGUUGAUUUGCCACAUCCAAGAGGUGUGAGUCACUAGGCCUAUGAGAGCGGAACUGAGCAGAGAACUUGCAGGGCCAGGGGUCCAAAGAAGAGAGGAAUUGGCCCAGUGCUACCUAGCAAAGCAAGGGAGUGGAGGGUCCUUGGCCAGCACGCUAUCUACCAUUCUACCCUGCCUCUCACUGCCUGCCUUGCCCCUCUGUUUCUUCCCUUUUCAACAUCCUGCCUCCCUUUGUUGUUAAGAUGGCCAAAUAAUUCAUUUACUCUAACCUAAUUGCCUGGAAACUACCUGCCUUUGACCUGAGAGCUGCUGUGUGUCAGGCUGUGAGGAGAAAGUCUCCAUCCCCAGGACAGAGGCCCUUGAACACAGGGCUGCCUUCUUCCUGCCUGGAUCUUCACCGUCUCUGCACAGCUUGGAUGGAAUCGAUGUUUUCUGUUGAGAAGCCAGGACCUUGUGGAGGCAGAUUCUUGGGCUGCUGGUCGCUGGAGUGGAGGGAACCCUUGACCCCCUAGGCCAGGCCUCAACUGCAGCUGUGCCAGGCAGCUCCCUGCAGCUUGGCCCUAGCCACUCUUAAGGAAAGACUGUUAUGAAUAUUUGAUGGCCGGAAGAAGGGACCUCAUGGGCUUUAUAAAUGUCCCACCAGCUCUGUCAGAUGGAUUGUCACAAAAAACAGUCCCAGAACUGCCAUCAGGGAAUCAGGAGAAUAAGGGCCGAGAUGGCUGCCAGGACUUGGGUGGGCCAUCUGUGGAGAGGACUGACUGCCCAAGAGGAGGAAAGGAAGGAGGCCUACCCAGAGGAGCACCAGGAGGGGCUGGGAUUUCCCUAGCUGCUUCACAGUGGGAGGGAGCACACAAGCAGCUCCUGCAAAAGGCAAGGUCAGAAGUUGAACUUCUAGUCCCUGCCUGGAUCUGGCCUGGGCAAACUCCUGCUCUCUGUCAGUGGACACAGGAAUGGUUGGGACGGCCUGAGAUAUUAUUCAAUGCCCACCAGGCCUUGCUGGGCACACAGCUGGACAACAAGAGAAAUGAUUGAAUUGGACCAACUGCUGGUGAUGAGGUCAGGGCCCUGGCCCUGUGCUCUGUUAGAGUUCUGCCUUGGGACUUGAUCCUAUAGGCUGCUGCUUUUUCUUGGUCCCCACCAGGGCCCCAGCUGGCAGCCCACAGACCAUGGCUCGUCAGGGAGGUGUUGUCCUUUCUGUAAAGGAAACUCAUCCUGUGCAAGGCUGGAGAUGCCUAGCUCCCAAACCCAAAGGUUGGAAACAUCAGGCUGUUAAGAUGGUCAGAAGCCAAUGAGAUUGAGAAUUAAAACCAGAGGCUUUGGCAGCUGGAAUGGGGUUCAGAGAACAUUCACUCCAGCAAUCCUCUCCUUUUACAAAUAAGGAAACAGGCCCAGGAGGUUAAGUGGCUUGGGUCACACAGCAUUAUUAAUGACAGAGCUGGGACUAACCUCAUCCCUGUGGGUUGGGCAACACUCUUUAGUCCUAAAGCUAAAUGGCAGGUGAGGGGUUAGGCUCAGCAGUGUUAGGGAGGCCUCUAGCAGUGUCUGAGCAGCUGGUACUUUCAGGGGUGUGUCAGGGAUGGGGAUGCGUGCCUGGGCUUGGGUUGUGGAGCAUCUGAGAGGGCCCAGGAAGGCUCAGGACAGCUGUGUACCGCUUGGGGUUGGGUGUCCGCCUGGCUCGCACUCAGUACCCAUGGCCAUCUCCCCAUUUUCUGUGCCUUAUCUCACUGUUUCAGCUGAGUCCAAGUUGUUUACUCUGUUCCUCUUCAGAGGGGCUCUCUGUCCCAGUUGGACAGCUGACCUUCUGGACAUAAAUAAGCCUUUGCCCCACAAGCCAUGAAGAGGACCAAAAUCAAGCUGCUUGAGCCCACUGUCUUGCUGAUAGUCCAGGCCUGCCUGCCAGCCAGAGAAGCCCCUUAUGCACACCAAGUCCUACCAGCCUGCUUCUGGGAGCUGAGUGGGGAAGGCACCUGGGAGGAGCCCCGGUGAAGAGCUGGACUUGACCCAAGGGGUCAGGAGGAAGACCUAGCCCUGUGGGGUUGUCCAGCCCUAGGGGAGCAGCCUUCCUUACGUUUUCCCCUUGUGCCACCAAAUGAUUGCUCCUUCCAGAGUGGAUGGAAAUUGGCAGACCACGAAAAGAAAGCCAGAACCCUGAUCCUCACCUACAUGGGUCUGUUGCUGGGUGCAGGCCAUCAGAACAGGGGACACCAAGAGAUGGAAAAGUGGGGACUGCCCAGCUGGCCACCCAGCACCGUCCUCCCCCUUAAGCAAGCACAAAGAAGAUGAGGCAGAGAACUGUCAGAGCUGAAAGUUCUAUGGUUGCUCACAACUCAGGUAUGCACUCUGGGUGGCAGCUGGGCAGCAGAGCCCUACUUGACCACCAGUCCCAUGCACCCGGACCUGUGGCCAGAUUAUGGACUCUGGCUGCCUGAGGUGCCGCCUCUUUGCAUAGGGUUUUCCUCCAUUAGUAACUACAGCUGAUACAGACUUCCUCCACAUUGUGCACACUGGUUCUGCCUUUGUCCUCGCAAGUUGAUACUUGGCAUUAGCAUGAAACUUGUGGGUGUGGGAGGGUUUAGAGAGAAUUCUAACACAAAACAUCCUAUUAAAUUGUACUUGAGAGAUGAAAAAACUCCUGUUGUAUUUUGACAGAACUAUUUUUAUUAAAAUACACAUCCAUGAGCAGUCA
Messenger RNA from Hipposideros armiger (great roundleaf bat), 5307 nucleotides. It is a transcript of the gene RANBP10, whose product is annotated as RAN binding protein 10. NCBI's taxonomy places the organism in Eukaryota, Metazoa, Chordata, Mammalia, Chiroptera, Hipposideridae. The transcript has 13 exons. The record is from RefSeq and is a predicted model, not a curated record. Gene Ontology annotation, molecular function: protein binding. Bases 127 to 1905 code for a protein of 592 amino acids.